Messenger RNA from Sceloporus undulatus (fence lizard), 4659 nucleotides. It is a transcript of the gene ADAMTS4, whose product is annotated as ADAM metallopeptidase with thrombospondin type 1 motif 4. The transcript is spliced from 9 exons. The record is from RefSeq and is a predicted model, not a curated record. Gene Ontology annotation, biological process: extracellular matrix organization; proteolysis. Gene Ontology annotation, molecular function: metalloendopeptidase activity. Gene Ontology annotation, cellular component: extracellular matrix. Bases 745 to 3243 code for a protein of 832 amino acids. NCBI's taxonomy places the organism in Eukaryota, Metazoa, Chordata, Lepidosauria, Squamata, Phrynosomatidae.
AAAGAGCUAUUUAAAAGGAGAAGGACUGGAGGCACACAUACAUUUUCUCAUAAGCUCAGAAAGUUCCAAAGGAUUAAAGAUUAAAACAAUUGGAAUUGCAUUCGUUUUGCUUGGGCUUUCCCCUUCCUUUCUCCGCCACUGUCUUUUCAUCUCCAGUCAUUUACGCUAAAGGAAGAAAAGCCCUUCAGAGAUAUAUAUGUUUAUAUAGCUUUCUGCUUCUUAAAAACAACAACAGCAAAAAAAAAAUUGGACCAAAAGACAAAGAGCGGAAAGAAAAGGGUCAACUUCCAUCCUGUUCCACUGAGAUUCAGAAGCCUGCUUUUGCUUUCUUUUAACAGGCGUGUGGAAAAAGAAGACAAAGUCAUUUGGAGAAAGAAAAAAGGACUUGGCAACAAGAGAAGAAGAAGAAAAAAAAAACACCCUAUAUUUCUGGAAAAAGCAUUUUGAUUGUUUGUUCUUAGAAACGUAAGAAAAGAAACCAGCAGCUUCAGAUUCAAGCCUGCAAAGUUGACUGAAGGCUCUACUUUUUUGCAGCUAUAAACCCUGAAAGACAGCGGACAGAGCUGUCUGUUAUCUGCAUUUAUAUUUUGCCUCCUUUCUUCGUAUUAUUUUUGUCGAUCUCAGAGCCUUCUCUUUUGUCCUUAAAUGAACUUUCUCCCCUAAAAUCACUGCACUUUUUGUUGAUCCAUCCCUUUUAUUUUUUUCCCUCCCCUUCAAACUUGACUUAUAAAAUAUCUGUCCCCAAUGUUUCUCCUUUUGCUUGCCAGCUGUUGCAGUCUGGUGGUUGCAGUGGAUGUCUGGCCUCAUGCUGGCAGGUAUCAGGAGGAAAUAAUAUUUCCAGAGAGGAUAAAUGCCACCUUAUUCCCUACGCAUGCCGUCAAAGAUGGCAUCUUUGACAACAGCUUGGGUGGCAGCAGUCACCCGAAUGAGCGGCUCUCCUAUUCUUUCCGAGUGUUUGGUGAAGAACUGGUUCUAAAUUUGGAGGAAGACCCCAGCUUCUUCGCCGAGGGCUUGAUGGUCCAAUAUUUGGGCAGGUCUAGGGAAGCGUUGAACAACCUGAUCGAACAAGGCGUCUACUUCACCGGAACAGUGAACUCUGACUUGGACUCGAUCGCAGCCGUCCAUUACAACGGGGUCUCUUUGCGGGGAGUGCUGCAGUACCAGGGUGCAGAAUACCACAUUCAGCCCUUGGAAGGGGAAGCACCAAACAGAGCUGGAGAAUUUGGUGCCCAUGUGGUGAGAAAGAAGGUGCUGGAGAAGGCGGAUGGACCAAUGUGUAACGUGGGAGCCCAGAUGCCAGAGAGCAUGCCAGCUGCAGGAGGCGAACACUUCGCCAAGGCGGAAGACGCUCCGAAGAGAGCAAAGCGGUUUGCUUCCAUCCCACACUACGUGGAAACCUUGGUGGUGGCAGAUGAGGAAAUGGUGCGUUUCCACGGUGCGGGCCUGAAGCCGUACUUGCUCACCAUCAUGGCAGCCGCUGCCAAGUUCUUCCGCCAUCCCAGUCUAAAGAACCCUGUCAACUUGGUCGUGACCAAAAUGGUUGUGAUCGGAGAAGCUGAAGAUGGGCUGAAGGUGUCAUCAAAUGCUGCUGAGACACUACGCAACUUCUGCACUUGGCAGAAAGGCCUCAACAAACCCAGCGACAAGGACCCUGAGCAUUUUGACACAGCCAUUCUCUUCACCAGGCAGGAUCUCUGUGGGCGCUCCAGCUGUGGCACUCUGGGCAUGGCGGACGUUGGCACUGUAUGUGACCCAACACGCAGCUGCUCUAUUGUUGAGGAUGACGGGCUCCAGUCUGCCUUCACUGCAGCACAUGAACUUGGACAUGUCUUCAACAUGCUGCAUGACGACGACAAGCACUGCAGAGAGCUGAACUACCACAGCAAGUCUCGCCAUAUGAUGGCUUCCGUUAUGACCCCUGUGGACCCCAAUGAGAUGUGGUCGCCAUGCAGCGGGCGCUUCAUCACUGACUUCCUAGACAAUGGCCAUGGUUCUUGUCUCUUAGACAAACCACAUGAACCCCUGAGCCUGCCAGCUGUCUUCCCUGGCAGCAAUUACGAUGUGGACCAGCAAUGCCAGCUGAGUUUCGGGCCUGACUCGCGCCACUGUCCCAAUAUGCAACUGCCAUGUUCCUCACUGUGGUGCACGGGUCGGAUUAAUGGGCAAUUCAUGUGCCAGACCAAAUACUUCCCCUGGGCCGAUGGGACGCCUUGUGGGGAAGGCAAGAGCUGUAUGAGUGGCCAUUGCAUCAGCAAAGUGGAGCUGAAGGCAUAUAAUAUCCCCACGCAUGGAGGUUGGGGACGCUGGGGUCCGUGGGGUGAAUGCUCACGCACCUGCGGAGGAGGAGUGCAGUAUUCCACCCGAGAAUGCGACAAGCCUGUCCCACGCAAUGGCGGCAAAUACUGCGAGGGGAAACGUACGCAGUAUCGCUCUUGCAAUGUCCAGGAUUGCCCUGAUGGAACCGCCUUGACGUACCGGGAACAGCAAUGUGCUGUUUACAACCACCGCACAGACAUGUUUAAAGACUACCCUGCCCCAAUGGACUGGGUGCCUCGCUAUAGUGGUGUGGCUCAACGGGACCAAUGCAAGCUGACCUGCCAGUCCCAUGCGCUGGGCUAUUAUUAUGUCCUUGAACCAAAGGUAGCUGACGGAACACCCUGCUCUCCUGAAUCCAGCUCUAUCUGUGUCCAGGGACGCUGCGUCCAUGCUGGCUGCGAUCGUAUCAUUGGCUCCAAAAAGAAGUUUGAUAAAUGCAUGGUGUGUGGCGGGGACAACUCUGCCUGUACCAAGAUCUAUGGUUCCUUCACCAAACCGCAGUACGGCUACAAUGAUGUGGUCACCAUCCCUGCAGGAGCCACCCACAUUUUGAUCCGCCAGAGCAGUGGCUCUUCGUCUGCCAGUGAUGGUAUUUACCUGGCCCUUCGCCGACAGGACGGCUCUUACGCCCUCAAUGGCAACUACAUCCUUGUGCCCUCUGAGCAGGACGUUCAACUGCGUAGUGGGUCUGCCCUACGCUACAGCGGGGCCACCAAAGCCAUGGAGAUGAUCACGGGCCGUGGGCCACUGAAGGAGCCUCUCACUCUACAAGCCUUGGUGGUGACUGACCAGAGGAUCCCUCGCCUUAAGUACACCUUUUUUGUCCCCAAGGCUCCAAAGAGACUCUCAAAUCAAUGGCUUAAACAGAAAGCCCGCAUCUUAGAGGUCCUAAGGAACCGACGAGGCCACAAACAGACCCUCCAGUGAAAUGGCUCUGGUUGGGCUUCGUACGUGGUUCUACAGUAUGGUGUAUCUGCACAAAGAAGGAGGACCUCAGAGGAAUGUUUUAAGGUGUCCUCUUUUCUGAACAUGGCACAAUGGCAACCUUUGCAAGGGUCUCUUAAGAAGCACAAACCGCUAACAACUGGGUGCCAUGCUGGUCUCUGUUGGAGAGAUGUUGGUGUCUCAGGAUCUUUCCAGACUCUUCUGCACCAUGGAGAGAGAUCUUGUGGCACCUUUGAGACUAACUGAAAGAAAGAAGUUGGCAGCAUGAGCUUUCGUAGACUAAAGUCUACUUCCUUGGACGCAUUUUUGGGACUUCAGCAGCAUAUUAUUGACUCUUUUCCUGGGCACAUGGCUCUGCCUUAACCUCCUUAGCCGUGCAGGACACAGACCAAGAGAGGAGAAGGAGAAGAAAACUUAGCAAUCCAAAUGGCUUGUAUGGCUGGCCCUUUCUGUGUCCCUUGGGGCAUGUGAGAAAGUGCGCACGUGUGUAUUUGCCUUCAUGUCGCCUGUCGACUUAUGGCAGCUCCAUGAAUCUCACAGGGUUUUCUUAGCCGACGAAUCCUCAAAUGUGGUUUUGCCAGUGCCCUCCUCUGAAAUAAUGCUUACAGCAGCUGGUACUCAGUGGUGGGUCUCCCAUCCACAUACUAACCAGGGGUGACCCUGCUUUGCUUCCAGGAUCUUAUGCCUUUAGGCCCUUAUAGAGUGAUAGACCAGAUUCCACACAUGAAUAGGGAAGGGAAAAACCUCUGGUUCCUAGUUUUUGAAAUGCCAGCAAAAAAGAAAGAAGAAGAAAAGAAAAAGAAAAGUGGGCAUCAGUUCUGGAAUAAUAACAUUGGGUUAACUGAGGCCUUCAAGGGGUCUGUUAUCCAUUAUGGCUGUACCCUUCUCGAUUCCCAGUCUCUCCUAUACUUUAUUUAUUAUCGGUUGUAUUUAUUCACCACUCGUAUGUAGAGUUUUAGUGGCGUGGAGGGCUUUUCUCUUUAAAACAAUACCAGAAAUGCAGAACGAAGUAGGCAACAAUGUUCCUUCACGCUCCCUGAAAACGUGGCAAACUUUCACCACACGUUUGCUGGAACGGCCAGAAAAGAAAUGUGCUUGAAUCAGCGAUGUCUACCUCAGCCUCCUAAGCGCCUCCUUCCUUUCUAGAAGUAACUCUUUCCUGGGCGCCUCAGCUCUCUUGGCUUCAACCAAGCCUCUACUAGAAAGGCCAAGCCAUUUUGGAGCGUGCGGCCUUUUCUUGCGGCAAUUGUUAGGCACCGGAGAAAUUAUAGUUAUUAUGGUUAUAGUUCUCCAAGGGGAGAACUUCAAUGUCUUGGCCUGAGUCAACCAUCCCUUCAUUGGUGGGGUCUGGUCCGCAAUCUCUGGAGAUUUUCACAUGGGCAAAAGUGACGGGAGCGU